Rhineura floridana is the source of this 1053-nucleotide messenger RNA. It is a transcript of the gene ZPBP2, whose product is annotated as zona pellucida binding protein 2. The record is from RefSeq and is a predicted model, not a curated record. NCBI's taxonomy places the organism in Eukaryota, Metazoa, Chordata, Lepidosauria, Squamata, Rhineuridae. The transcript is spliced from 8 exons. Gene Ontology annotation, cellular component: extracellular region; acrosomal vesicle; zona pellucida receptor complex. Gene Ontology annotation, biological process: acrosome assembly; binding of sperm to zona pellucida. Bases 1 to 1053 code for a protein of 350 amino acids.
AUGCAAGGUGGCAACGGUUGGUUGUCCUUUCCCCUGUGCAUUGCCCCCCACCUUCUCCUCACUAUGGGGGUCAUGCUGGACACUCUCAUGGCCCUGACCCAAGUAGAAAAUGAAGUGGAUGAGGCACAGUAUUCUGUUAGGUCAAUUAAAAAGAAUUACAUUUACGGCAACAGCCACCAUAAAGUGAAUGUCUAUGUCAGAGUAUACAGAGACAGCCCCUUUCUAGUCUGCAUGGACUUGUCUCUUUCACAAAGUGAAGUUAUAGACCCCAAUUACCUAUGGAUUGGGCCAGAUGGACAGAACCUAAAACGAAACAGCUAUGUGAAUCUCACGGCAACUGGAAAGAUGAUGGUACUCGGUUUUAGGGAGCACAUGUCUGGAUCUUACACUUGCACACUUUCUUACAGAGUUUUCCGAUCUGACAUGAAAGCAGAACAAGAAAGAUUCAAGACAUAUAGAUUUAUGGUUUAUGCAUAUCGAGAACCAGAUUACACAUAUCGAAUGUCUGUUCACUUUACAACCAAAGACUGUCAUCUAGCAGCAAAUGAACAAUUCUUUGAAGAGUUAAAUAAAAUCUUGAACAACCUGAUUUCUCACCUGAUGUGUCACAUCAUAGAGCCGUCAUACAGGUGUUAUUCUGUCAAGCGACCAAAACAUGGGCUAGAAGAUGAGCUGUUCAUUGUCUUUCAAGUCAGCCCAUUUGCUCCUGGUUGGGAAGUUAUUUGCCACAAGGUUACCCAUGACUGUGAAGAUGUGACCAACAGUCGUGCUCAAAAGGCCCAAUGGCUCAUUGAAGAGUUUUUCCGCAGGCAGCAGUAUAUCCUGAGACAUGAGUUUCAGAACAGCCCUGCAAUCCAUUAUGUAGACCAUAGUUUCCAAGUCACUCGCCUGGACAGCUGUCACCCUGGGUUUGGGAAGAAUGACAUCAUCCACAAUGACUGUGCAAAUUGCUGUGUGGCCUGUGACCCUGGGAGCUACAGCCCAAACAACGCAGUGGUCUGCCAGCCAUGUAAAAGCAUUCGGAUUAAAUACUAUGGAGCAAAAUCCUGCUAA